AUGGCGUUCUACGACAACCUAGCUGCCGUUGUCGAACCUCGCCGACUUUCUCUGUAUACGCUCCCGCCGGACGGCUCUCCGCCGUUGGUUAUUAACACAGAGAUCAUGUGUUUCGACCUCCGAGUCACUUCCGCCGCGAUUGAAUUUUCGACCGAAUGCUCGCCACGCACGGAACGUACACAUUCGGGCUCACAGCUUUCAAUCGCUAUCUAUGUCGCUGUAUGCGGUCCUUACGGGAUGCAUGUCUAUACCAUCCCUCCCGAGACGGUGGACGGCCAGCACCGCGCUAUCCACCUCUAG
Molecule: messenger RNA, 300 nt
Organism: Phanerochaete carnosa HHB-10118-sp
Lineage: Eukaryota; Fungi; Basidiomycota; Agaricomycetes; Polyporales; Phanerochaetaceae
Exons: 1
Coding region: 1-300 (99 amino acids)
Source: RefSeq, a predicted model, not a curated record